Punica granatum (pomegranate) is the source of this 3789-nucleotide messenger RNA. The record is from RefSeq and is a predicted model, not a curated record. NCBI's taxonomy places the organism in Eukaryota, Viridiplantae, Streptophyta, Magnoliopsida, Myrtales, Lythraceae.
AUAAAAGACUUUUUGAUUCAAUAUGCUGAAGAAUUGGGAUUUAAAAAAAAAAAAUCAAUUUGUACAUAAUCCUUAUGCAGUUAGAUAAAAAGAGGGGGAAGGAAAAAGAGAAAAAAACAGAUUCCUACCCUGAAGAUCGUACUAUUCCAUUAUGAACAUACAAAGGGGAACAGAUUAGGAAAAUCCUGAAAAGAUCCCAACUCCCUUCUCCACAGCACGUAGGGCAGGAACCGUGAGAACUAAAGCUAUAGGAAAUUCUGGAAAACCACAAUUUUCUUUCGAGGAGAAGGGCGAUUCCUGGACUGUUGUGUAUAGGUAUGCCAAGUUCUUUCGUUGUUAAAGGUGUAAAUUUCCUGUUUUGGGCAUUAAUGGAAGGUGGGUUUGUCAAGGUUCGUAUCUUUAGAAGGCAAACUAAUGCCCAGAGGGCUCAUAAUAUACAUAUGCGUGUGUGUGUGUGUGUCUAUGUGUUGUAUAUGUUUGAUGCGUGGUGAGGAGAGAGUCAAGGAGAGAGCAGCAGCUCAAAUACAGAAGAAAAAGGAAAUGAAAGAUGAAGAAGAGAGGAGAGGGAGGACAGUUAAUCUGUAUCGUUUACGAAAUCGUGCCUGCGAGUACCCAAAAACAAGGAGGGAAAAUAAUAAUAGACCAAAAUAAAAAAAAAGGGUUGGAAAAAUGAAAAAAAAUUUGAAACCAUUUAUAUAUUCCAAAAACAGCAGAGAAAUUCAAGGGAAGGUGGUGGAUGCAGAAUUGGAGCCACCAACAAUCUCCCCAUUUCUCUUUUUAUUUAAUUUUUUUUUCAAAUUCGUCUUUUUUGUUGGGGUCUCCCUCUCCAACCCCAACCCCCUAAAACUUAGGCCCCCUCAAUUUGUUGCCAGAAUCCCUCCUCCUUGCACAAACCCCAAGUUCUUGGAUUUUCUUUUGUCUGCAGAGGUUGCCUUGUCCCAUUUCUUGCUUGUUUGUUGGCUUUCUUAAUCUUGCAUUAAUUCUAGGCCUUGAUCGUCUCAGCUAGGGUCGCGAUAUCAAUCUGCCGGCUCUAUUCUUGCCUUGGUCGAUAUCAGGUUUGCUUAGGAUCAUAGGUUUUACUUAUUGCUUGCGUCACGGUUUGGUUUUUAGGAAAGGGGGAGGGAAGAUAUUGGAUCAUUCCUGGAUUUAGGAGUGAAGAAAGUAUAGCGAAAGGGGGAGCAUUGUGAAAGGGAAUAGGAAAUAAUGUCGAGCUCGAAUUCGACCAAUUCUUCGAGUUCGAACUCGAAUUCGACCAAUUCCUCGAUGUCGAACUCCACGAGCUUGGAUUUCCAUAAAUUUGCUGCGAACUCCGAUAGCGUUCCCUCGCCACCGGGUAAUUCGACCCCCUCCACUGACCAGACCCCACCACCGAGCAACAGUACCUCGCCCCCCUCAUCUUCACCGCCGAGCUCACCGCCUCCGAGUUCAGCAUCUCCUCCUGCAGCAAGUGCUAGUCCGCCGCCGCCCGCCAAGUCUAGUCCCCCUCCAUCACCUCCUGCAGAAUCGAUGCUGCCCUCAUCGCCACCACCAUCAUCACCGCCACCUUCAAAUUUGCCACCACCUUCACCACCACCAUCACCUUCCGCCUCUCCAUCCCAAGCUUCCCCUCCGGCUUCAAGUUCGUCGACAUCAUCUCCGCCGCCCUCAGGGAAGGGCUCUCCUCCUUCCUCUUCGUCUUCCCCUGCUAGUCCCCCACCCCUUUCACAAGAAUUCAAAGCUCCACCGCCUCCUUUAACCCCUCCACCACCUGGCUCCACUGCCAGCUUGAGUAGCAAUUCCCCUGCGCCAUCUCGGAAUGCCACCUCGGGAUCUAGAACAUCUCCAACCUCGAAUCAAACAUCACAAUCAACUCCCACCUCUUCAUCAUCUUCCUCAGGCAGCUCUAGCUCUUCAGGAGGAUCCAACUCGUCAACGACUGAGAGUACGUCAACAGGAACCGUUGUUGGUGCAGCGGUAGGUGGUGUGUUAGUUAUAGCGUUGAUUGCUCUGGUGUUCGUGCUUGUACGGAAGAGAAAGAGGAAGGGUGGCAGUUCGAAGACCCAGUAUGCGCCACCACCCAACUUUGCUGUGAAAGCAGAUGGAGCUUACUACGGGCAGAACGGACUGAAUGUGGGCUUUUCCAGUCAAUCGAGUCACUCCUACUAUGGUUCACAGGGCCCACACUCGGGGACGUGGAACAGCUAUGGGAGUUCCAGGGGGGCACAUGGAUACCACGGUGGAGGGCUACAAGAUCAGUCAGGCAUGAUAGGAGGCUCAAAGAGUGUUUUUACCUAUGAAGAGUUGAUGGAGAUAACUAGUGGGUUUUCUCGGCAGAACAUAAUCGGUGAGGGCGGGUUUGGGUGUGUGUACAAGGGCCAGUUACCCAACGGAAGAGUUGUGGCCGUUAAGCAGCUCAAGGCAGGAAGUGGGCAGGGAGAGAGGGAAUUUAGGGCAGAGGUUGAGAUUAUUAGUCGUGUUCAUCACCGGCACUUGGUCUCUUUGGUGGGGUAUUGCAUAUCGGAGCAACAAAGGCUGCUUAUAUAUGAAUUCGUCCCUAAUAAAACCCUCGAGCACCACUUGCAUGGUAAAGGAAUGCCGGUACUGGAAUGGACUAAACGAGUCAAGAUCGCCUUAGGAUCUGCAAAGGGUCUCGCGUACCUCCAUGAGGAUUGUAAUCCGAAAAUCAUUCACAGGGACAUUAAAUCGGCAAACAUUCUAUUGGAUGAUGCCUUUGAAGCACAGGUUGCAGAUUUUGGACUCGCCAAACUUAACAAUGACUCCAACACUCAUGUAUCUACUCGGGUCAUGGGGACAUUUGGGUACCUGGCACCCGAGUAUGCAUCUAGUGGAAAAUUAACAGACAGAUCGGAUGUGUUCUCGUUUGGAGUCGUACUACUGGAGCUUGUGACAGGCCGUAAACCUGUCGAUGCAAGCCAGCCUUUAGGUGAUGAGAGUUUAGUUGAAUGGGCGCGUCCCCUUCUAAUUCAAGCCCUUGAAACGGGCGAUGUUAGCGAAUUAGUCGAUCAGCGUCUUGGAAAGAGUUACGUGGAGAGUGAAAUGCUCAGAAUGAUCGAGGCUGCAGCUGCCUGUAUUCGCCACUCAGCUCCAAAGAGGCCACGAAUGGUCCAGGUGUUAAGGGCAUUGGACAGCGAUAGUGAGAUGUCCGAUUUAUCCAAUGGGGUCAAACUCGGACAGAGUACGGCUUAUAACUCAGGCCAAUAUAGUCAAGACAUCAUGAGGUUUAGGAGAAUGGCACUCGGAGGCGAUGAUAGCAUGGAAUACGGCACUAGUGGAGAGUACAGCGGGACGAACCCAACCUCAUGGAAGUCACGGGAGAACUCGUUUGAUUACACAAGUGGUGAAUCCGAAACUCGAGCCAUGAACCCUCUUAACUCUGCCAAGAGAUUUUAGGACAUGAAGCUAAAUUAACCGUCUUUUUGUCCAGGUUCUUCCGGAACAUUGUUGCCAGCAUUGUCGAGGAAGGUCUGAGCUGAAAUAAGUGCCUCAGGUUUGUUCAGUAUAAUUGUAUAGGAAAACCACUUUCUUGCUGUCUUAAUAUUGCGUUUUUUCUUUCCCUUGAAUUUAUCAGAGGGAAGUUACCGAGGUAGGUUCGUGAAGGAUGAUCCGAACUUGAGAACGAAUGUUCUCUUUUUGUAUUUGGGAGGGAUUAAUGGGAGAUAUAUAAUGUAUAAGUUACGGAAGAGAGAAUUGGAACUGGUGUAUCGGCUUUAUUUUGACAAGCCUUUGAGAAUGACUUAUAGAUUGAACUUACCAAUUGUUAUUUGUUAUCAUAUCCAAUAUCUAUUGGCA